Molecule: messenger RNA, 1254 nt
Organism: Pleurotus ostreatus (oyster mushroom)
Lineage: Eukaryota; Fungi; Basidiomycota; Agaricomycetes; Agaricales; Pleurotaceae
Exons: 2
Coding region: 1-1254 (417 amino acids)
Molecular function (GO): protein binding
Source: RefSeq, a predicted model, not a curated record
AUGACCAUAGAACAAACAUCGAUACGACUCCCCGUGGAACUCUUUUUGCAAAUCAUCCCAUACCUCUACAAUCACACGUCGCCCAGGGAAGAAUGGGACUUCAGUUACCCUUCAGAGACCCGAGGUCGCAUAUCUCCUUCCCUGCUUGCUUGCUCCCUCGUAUGCCACACAUGGAACGAUAUAUGUCGACCUCUCAUCUUCCGCUCGAUUCACGUAGAUUGCAACGAGUCCGUAGCUCGCAGCAGCUUAGACUUCCUCCAUUUCACAGCACCCCAUCUCUGCAAGGACAUCCUCGGGUUGCAUCUGGACUUGAGCACUGAAACAACAGAGGUCCCGCAAUGGAUAGAUGUCUGCCUCGGCCGCUUCACGAAACUCCGCGAGCUAGAGCUGCGAUACUGGUCAGAUGUGGAGUCGAUAUCGCGCGCAUCGUUACUGCGGGGAAUCACAUCGAUGCUUGCCGGCGCCAGCCUCAAACGCCUUGCCCUAGUAGAUUGGGCCAGGUCCGCCAACAAUCCCAAAGAUCUGCUUCUCAUCCUGUCGGCCUGUUCGGCUACCCUCGAGUACCUUAUGAUCGACAGCCUUCCGAGGGGGUCCAGCCAUACGACGCCAAUUGUCCCAUCGGUUGUGCGUAUGGAGGCUCUUCGCAGGAUAGAGCUAUACAAAUUCCCCACGCCGUUCACCCGAUCAAUCACCAUCGAGUGCCCGAACCUGGAAACCUUCGCCAUAUCAUGCAAUGAGCAGGUCCCUUGGGAGCUGCCAUCGUGGAUCCCAGAGCGCAUCCCUAAGCUCGAGCUACAAUCUACGUAUCGAUAUACCCUUCUCCAGUUCAGGUGGCCGAUAUACCCUUCCAGCCUGACGAUCCAGUUGAUGCCAUUUGGCAUUACGUGGCCACCGGACGACUUCCUCGCCCUCCUGCCGUUUUUCGAUUGCCUCCGCCACCUCACAAUCAAAGUCUUCAGCAGCGUACGCGCACUUCAGCCCCCGUUCCCCGAAUCUACGCACUACGAUGCACUAUGUCAUCUCUUACAAUCGCUUCAACGCCCGACACUGCUGAAACGCAUCAUCAUCACCGUCGAAAACCGGGCCCCCACGCCUCUCGAAGGAGAUGAACUGGAGGGGAUCAGGGUGCGAGAGAAUGCGAGGCUGGAGAAGGCGUUUGCGCCGUUUUUGAAAUCGGGGACAUUAUCGGUGCAAGUAGUGCUUCUGCAUUGGGGCGAGAGUGGGCGCGAGGUCCUCGUGCGAUGCGGUACGUAA